UGCUUAUAAAUGUCCCUGGAAAAGAGCCAUCCUAACCCGGGUUUGUGGUGGCUCUCUUCUUUCUCAUCCCCCUCCUCUCUCUCUCUCUCUAGCCUAGCUUCCAAUUCCAAACAAUGGGAGAAAAGGAUGAACUCGACGGGUUUCUCUCAGUUGCUGUUGAAGCUGCAAAGAGGGCUGGAGAGAUAAUUCAGAGAGGAUUUUAUGAAACUAAGAAUGUGGAGCAUAAAGGCCAGGUUGAUCUGGUCACUGAAACUGACAAGGCCUGUGAAGACCUCAUAUUUAACUAUUUGAAACUCCAUUACCCAAAACACAAGUUUAUUGGAGAAGAAACUUCAGCAGCUUGUGGUGCCACUGCACCACUUACUGAUGAGCCUACCUGGAUAGUCGACCCCCUUGAUGGAACCACCAAUUUUGUCCAUGGUUACCCAUUUGUUUGUGUAUCCAUGGGCCUUACAAUUGGCAAGGUUCCUACUGUUGGUGUGGUUUAUAAUCCAAUUCUCAAUGAGCUUUUUACUGCUAUCAAGGGACAAGGAGCCUUUCUGAAUGACCUUCCUAUAAAAGCAUCAUCUCAAACUGAACUGGUGAAGUCACUACUUGCAACUGAGGUUGGGACAAAGCGGGACCAGUCAAAUGUGGAUGCCACUACAAAUAGGAUUAAGAGCCUUCUUUUCAAGGUGAGAUCCUUGAGGAUGAGUGGUUCCUGUGCUUUGAACCUUUGUGGAGUUGCACGUGGAAGGCUUGAUAUGUGCUAUGAGAUUGGAUUCGGAGGCCCUUGGGAUGUGGCUGCUGGUGCUGUGAUCGUUGCAGAAGCAGGCGGUUGUGUUUUUGACCCAUCUGGAAAUGAAUUUGAUAUCAUGUCUCAGAGAGUUGCUGCCUCUAAUGCUCAUGUCAGGGAUGCAUUCAUCAGUGCACUAAGGGAAGCCAUGUAAUUCAGCCCACUUCAACUUAUGGGGUUUCAGUUAAUUUUUAUUUUUUUUUCUUUUUUUUUCAUAUAUUUGCCCACAGCUCUAGAAACAUUUGCAGUAAGGUUCCAGAUCAUUGUGCCUGAAAACCUGCAAAUUAAGCGGUAAAAAUAAUUUGAAAAGUGGCUUUGAAGUUGCUGCUGAGAUAUGACAUGCUACUUUUUUUAGUGAUCAUUUUUUCCUUUUUCUUCCCCCUGUUGGAAGGGGGGAGAUGGAUUUAAGGACUUUGCUUCAUUUACAGGAAAUGUCAACAAUAGAUUACGAUUUGCUUA
Amborella trichopoda is the source of this 1234-nucleotide messenger RNA. It is a transcript of the gene VTC4, whose product is annotated as Inositol monophosphatase family protein. The record is from RefSeq and is a predicted model, not a curated record. Gene Ontology annotation, biological process: phosphatidylinositol phosphate biosynthetic process; signal transduction; inositol metabolic process. NCBI's taxonomy places the organism in Eukaryota, Viridiplantae, Streptophyta, Magnoliopsida, Amborellales, Amborellaceae. Gene Ontology annotation, molecular function: inositol monophosphate 1-phosphatase activity.